GUACGCCCGGCUCAAUAAUUUCCACAUUUUCCUCCUCUACUGGGUGUAAGAAUGAUCUAUUCAACAUUUUUUCUAACCCAAACGCUUUUAUAACCGGCUACGAGUAAAUGUGCCUAUAUUGACUUAGUCACUUUGAUAAAAAAUUUCCCUAUUGGUGUCAUAAUACCGCAAGUGGUUUUCUCUAAUUUCACCGUACGGAUACAGGAACAGCUGCUCUGUGAUAAUUCAUUUUUCGGAAGGCAGAACGGAUUAUUUCGAUAUCAUGUUCCGGAAGUUCAUCCGUUCCAGAAAGUUUACAACCCAAAAGCUUGAACACUUAUACCAGAAAUAUGUCCUUCGACCGAAUCAAGGAAGAUUAGCGGCACUGCUGCUAAUAUUUAUGGUCUUUGUUGGACUUCUGACGGCAUUCCAUUAUUCCGGUGGACGUACAACGGCGUUAGCCGGAAUCGGCUAUGCUGUGCUAUUUGUGAUAUUUUUUAUCCUGGAAGUGGUAGUUGAAAGGAAGUUCUUCCAUCAAUUAUGGCUUUCGAUAUCGUCGUAUUCGCUGAUAAUGAUCAUGCUGGGCAUUCAGGUGCUGGUCAUGUUCGAGUCUUAUCCCGUCAGUCCGACAACCGGCGUAUGGACUGUAAUAUUUUUCAUAUAUUGCUCUUAUACUUUAUUACCCAUUUGGAUCCUGGGCUCCUUUCUGGGUGGUGUGGCGAUCUGUGUGGUACACUUCACAUCGGUCCUGAUUCUGACUGUAUCCAGCAGUGCCGCGUCUAUUUGGCAGGAGCUGGCGGCCAAUCUGUUGAUAUUCGUGGGAUCUCAUUUAGCCGGAAUCUUUACCCAUUUCGCCACGGAAGUCACGCAAAGGCAGGCAUUUCUGGAGACACGGCAGUGUAUUGAAUCCCGCUUGCAAUCACAAAGGGAAAACGAACAACAAGAGCGCUUGCUACUUUCCGUUCUGCCAAGACAUGUGGCAAUGGAAAUGAAAGCUGACAUUGCUGGAAAACCGCACGAUUCCAUGUUCCACAAGAUUUAUAUUCAGCGCCACGAUAACGUCAGCAUUCUUUUUGCUGACAUUUGCGGAUUCACGGUGCUCUCGUCCCAGUGCAACGCGGACGAACUAGUCCGACUCCUCAAUGAGCUCUUCGGGCGAUUCGACCGGCUGGCGGAAGAGAACAACUGUUUACGGAUCAAACUUCUGGGCGACUGCUAUUACUGCGUAUCCGGUCUACCUGAUGCCCGAGCGGAUCAUGCGCAAUGUUGCGUCGAGAUGGGAUUGGAUAUGAUUGAAGCAAUCAAAUUGGUGCGGGAUGUUACGGGCGUCGAGGGCUUAGACAUGCGCGUUGGUAUCCACAGCGGGCGAGUUCAUUGUGGAGUGUUGGGAUUGCGCAAGUGGCAAUAUGAUGUGUGGAGCAAUGACGUGACUGUCGGCUCGAAUAUGGAACAGUCAGGCAGUCCCGGACGCAUCCAUAUAAGCGGCACAACGCUGGCGUACCUGAACGGGGAAUACGAAGUUGCACCCACUGACGGGAGCGAAAAGAAUGAUUAUUUACGGAAGAACCACGUUAAGACCUACUUCAUUACUAGUGGCACUCGCAAAGAAAGAGUGCCUCGUCGAACGUUCAGUCAACGACGCGUCAACUCGAAAAAUCGCGCUUCGUUUAAAAACUCUCAGUAUACUUCGCAAAGUCAAGCAGGAAGAAUUGCUAAUACGGCAAUCCAUACCAAGCUUGGCUUGACAGAAUUGUCAGAAAAAGAAAUGCAGAAAAGUGCAGACGAUGAUGUGCACGAUUACUUAAGUCGCGCCAUUGACGCUCGCAGCAUUGACCGACUACGAGCUGAGCACUGCAAGAAGUUCAGGUUGACCUUUCGUGAUCCGGAUGUGGAAGCAAAGUUUUCAGCCAACCGUGAUCAGAUGUUCAGCUCGUAUGCAGUAUGUGCAUUUUUGAUUGGGCUUGUGAUAUUUCUUAUUCAAUGGACGAUUAUUCCGUUGUCGCAUCACGCGCUUGGACUAUUUGUGAUAUGCCUGGUCAUGAUUCUGAUCUUAGUAUUGUUCAUAUCGUUUGAGAAAUGGAAAUGGAUUCCUCUGAUAAUACGGAAUAUGUCCACGAGGAUAGCUAGCCACCGUUCGUUAUCCCAACUCUUGGCACUUGCUAUCAUUGCUAUCGUGUCCUUAUUGGCAUUUAUUUCUCUUUUUCUGGAGGAUAACUUCUCAAGAAACCUUUACAGUCCUAUUUGUAACAUAUCGAUAGUCAGUGCCAGCCCUCCACCACCAGUGACAACCGGAAGUGUCAAUGUCUCGACUAAAUAUGUUGCCUUAUCCUGCAACAGCAUUUCCGUGUAUGAAUCGCCAGUGUACAUCACACUGUGCGUAAUCCUUGCCAUGCUGUCUUGCUCCGUAUUCAGUUUGCUCAAUACUAAUGUAAAAUUCCUGACGCUGAUCGGAAUAUCAAUUCUGACUGUGAUAGUUAUUUUUAUGACGCCAAUGGGACUAGCCUUUGACAUUCGGGACCUGAUUGUACAAUCUUGUGCAAACCAUUGUUUGCGAGAUCUGAGCAGUUCAAAGUGGUUAUUCGUUGGAAUACUGCUUCUCUUCGUAAUUAUGUUGACUGCGCAUGGACAUCAAAUUGAAUCGAUGCUUCGCUUGGAUUUCUUAUGGAAAAUGCAGGCUAACGAAGAGAGGGACGAAAUGGAAAAGCUGCAGGCCUAUAACAAGACUUUGGUUUUGAACAUCCUGCCAGCCCACGUUGCGGCACACUUUAUGCAAAGCGAGCGGAAAAACGAAGAUCUCUACUCCGAAUUAUGCGAAGAUGCUUGUAUAAUGUUCGCAAAAAUUACAAAUUUUUCGGAGUUCUAUGUGGAACUGGAAGCGAAUAACGAAGGGGUGGAGUGCUUGCGGUUACUGAACGAAAUACUGGCGGAUUUUGACGAGAUGUUAUCGCAGCCACAGUUUAAUUGUAUCGAAAAGAUAAAAACUAUCGGAGAAUGCUACAUGGCGGCUUCCGGCCUUACAGCAGCCACAGCUGACCGCAUCAAGUUUCGGCAUGUUGUUCAGUUAGCAGAUUACGCGAUGGCCAUAAAGGACCAAUUAAACGAAGUGAACCAACAUUCUUUUAAUAAUUUCACUUUAAGAAUAGGACUGAGCAUGGGUCCAGUGGUUGCCGGUGUUAUUGGCGCUAAAAAGCCACAGUACGACAUUUGGGGUAAUGCAGUCAAUAUAAGUUCACGAAUGGAAUCCACCGGAAUACCCGAUACGAUCCAAGUGACGGAAGAAAUUUAUCGCACUCUCGAACCCUUAGGAUACAUUUUCCAGUGCCGGGGUCCAGUUCAGGUCAAAGGAAAGGGAGAAAUGACAACUUAUUUUUUAACUGGGAAAAAGUAAACCUAUUUUGGUUCGUGACAUUAAUUUUUUGACAGUAUUUUGUAUAAAGCUCUGUUACUUCAUAUGAUAGUUGUUUGAACAACUGUUAUUUAUUUUAAUACUCGGGGCAGUGUUGAUGGAUCUCAAUUAAAGUCUAAAGAUGCA
Molecule: messenger RNA, 3511 nt
Organism: Paramacrobiotus metropolitanus
Lineage: Eukaryota; Metazoa; Tardigrada; Eutardigrada; Parachela; Macrobiotidae
Product: adenylate cyclase type 5-like
Exons: 21
Coding region: 263-3367 (1034 amino acids)
Biological process (GO): cAMP biosynthetic process; adenylate cyclase-activating G protein-coupled receptor signaling pathway; intracellular signal transduction
Cellular component (GO): plasma membrane
Molecular function (GO): adenylate cyclase activity
Source: RefSeq, a predicted model, not a curated record